AUGGCGAAAGGAUCGAAGGCUUCCAAAGCUAAGCGCGUCGCCGCUGCCCCUUCUUUGGUCAAGAAGCAGAAGACCAAGAAGGUGGAGAACCCCCUUUCCGAGAAGCGACCAAAGAACUUCGGCAUCGGCGGAACUGUCCAGCCCAAGCGAGAUCUGACCCGCUUCGUCAAGUGGCCCAAAUACGUUCGACUUCAGCGACAGCGGGCUGUCCUCCAGAAGCGACUCAAGGUCCCACCAAUGGUCAACCAGUUUAGCCAGACCCUCGACCGCCAAACUGCCACUGCUUUCUUCAAGCUUGCUGAGAAGUAUCGACCAGAGAGCAAGGGCGAAAAGAAAGCUCGACUCUUGGCUCGAGCUGAGGCCAAGGCCGCCGGUAAGGCUGACGAGCCCGCCUUCAAGCGAACCAAUGUCCUCUCUGUUGGUGUUAACCGAGUUGUUACCGCCGUUGAGAAGAAGAAGGCUUCGCUCGUCGUUAUUGCUCACGAUGUCGAUCCCCUCGAAAUCGUCCUCUUCCUCCCUACCCUCUGCCGAAAGAUGGGCGUCCAGUACUGUAUCGUCAAGGGAAAAGCUCGACUUGGUCGACUUGUUGGCCUCAAGACCGCUUCUUGCGUCGCUCUCACCGAUGUCAAUGCUGAGGACAAGAAUGCUCUCGCCAAGAUUGUUGAGUCCGUCAACACCAACUACAUGGAGCGAGCUGAUAUGAUCCGAAAGACCUGGGGCGGACAGAUCAUGUCUCAGCGAACGAACAACCGAAUCGCCAAGAUGGAAAAGCUCCGAGCCAAGGAGGAGGCCAAGAAGGCUAUUCACUAA
This is a messenger RNA of Oikopleura dioica, 810 nucleotides long. The record is from the annotation of a GenBank genome assembly. NCBI's taxonomy places the organism in Eukaryota, Metazoa, Chordata, Appendicularia, Copelata, Oikopleuridae.